GCUUUGUUAUUAUCUUUGCAACUACACGCAGACGCAUAAGAGAAAAUUGAUCAAAGAUAUUAGAGAUUGAGAUGAACAAGAGUAAUCCUGCUGGUUCGGUGACUGGUUCGGAUAUAAUCGACGCAAAGAUCGAAGAACAUCAACUUUGUGGAUCCAAGAAGUGUCCUAGCUGCGGCCACAAGCUCGAAGGCAAACCACAGGAUUGGGUUGGUUUACCAGCAGGAGUGAAAUUUGACCCAACGGAUCAAGAAUUGAUAGAACAUUUAGAAGCGAAAGUCUUAGCUAAAGACUUUAAAUCUCACCCUCUCAUUGACGAAUUCAUCCCAACCAUUGAAGGCGAAGACGGCAUUUGCUACACUCACCCCGAGAAACUUCCUGGAGUGACCAGAGAUGGUUUAAGCCGACACUUCUUUCAUAGACCAUCAAAGGCGUACACGACGGGAACAAGAAAGCGAAGAAAGAUUCAAACGGAAUGUGACAAUAAUCUGCAAGGAAGUAGUAGCUCCGGUGAGACGAGGUGGCAUAAGACCGGUAAGACAAGGCCGGUUAUGGUAAACGGUAAACAAAAAGGUUGUAAGAAGAUUUUGGUUUUGUAUACCAAUUUUGGUAAGAAUCGAAAACCGGAGAAAACCAAUUGGGUAAUGCAUCAAUAUCAUUUGGGGACACAUGAGGAAGAGAAAGAAGGAGAACUUGUUGUGUCUAAGAUCUUUUAUCAAACUCAGCCUAGGCAAUGCAACUGGUCGUCAUCUACAUCGAGCUUGAACGCUUUAGGUGGAGGAGGCGGUGAAGCGAGUAGCGGCGGAGGCGGUGGAGAGUAUCAUAUGAGGAGAGAUAGUGGGACUACGAGUGGUGGGAGUUGUUCUUCGUCUAGAGAGAUUAUUAAUGUUAAUCCUCCAAAUCGAUCCGAUGAAAUAGGCGGCGUUGGUGGUGGCGUUAUGGCCGUAGCAGCUGCCGCUGCGGCGGUUGCGGCUGGGCUUCCGAGUUAUGCAAUGGAUCAACUCAGCUUUGUUCCGUUUAUGAAAAGCUUUGAUGAGGUGGCGAGGAGGGAAACUCCUCAGACCGGGCACGCUACAUGUGAGGAUGUAAUGGCAGAACAACAUCGUCAUCGUCAUCAAGCAUCAUCAUCAGCAUCACAUCAUAUGGCUCAUGAUCAUCACCAUCAUCAUCAUCAUCAACAACAACAACGGCAUCAUGCAUUCAACAUAAGCCAGCCAACACAUCCAAUAUCAACCAUUAUUUCUCCAUCUACUUCGCUUCACCAUGCCUCCAUUAAUAUCCUCGACGAGAAUCCUUAUCAUGUUCAUAGAAUCAUGCUCCCCAAUGAAAAUUACCAGACACAACAGCAACAACGUCAAGAAGGAGAUGAAGAACAUAAUGAUGGGAAGAUGGGAGGAAGGUCAGCUUCUGGAUUGGAAGAACUCAUAAUGGGCUGCACUUCUUCUACCACUCAUCAUGAUGUAAAAGAUGGGUCAUCAUCAAUGGGGAACCAACAAGAAGCAGAAUGGUUGAAGUACUCAACGUUUUGGCCAGCCCCUGACUCUUCUGACAACCAAGAUCAUCAUGGGUAAUUGUGCCAUUUUCCAGUCUGAUGAUCAUGUCGACCCACAUCACAAAAAGA
Messenger RNA from Arabidopsis arenosa, 1618 nucleotides. The record is from the annotation of a GenBank genome assembly. Lineage: Eukaryota; Viridiplantae; Streptophyta; Magnoliopsida; Brassicales; Brassicaceae.